This is a messenger RNA of Fomitopsis serialis, 380 nucleotides long. RefSeq lists its product as uncharacterized. NCBI's taxonomy places the organism in Eukaryota, Fungi, Basidiomycota, Agaricomycetes, Polyporales, Fomitopsidaceae. The transcript has 2 exons. The coding region runs from base 122 to 331 and encodes 69 amino acids. The record is from RefSeq and is a predicted model, not a curated record.
GUGUUACCGGUGUGUGGGACGCACCGUCGUGCUGUAACGUUAUCGGGCCGUGCAUCCUUCGACCAUACGGACACUGCCCAACUCGGUAUCGGAACUGGCACACUGUUGAAGCGCACGACGGAUGACCAUCCCUCCAGCGGCAGCCCAUUGGCGUGCCAGAACUUUAUGUCACUCUGCCCAAACUCUACCCGUUGCCGACGUAUCCGUGAGCACUGCGCGGACUUCUUUGACAUCCUUUCGCCCGCCAAGCAGCUGCAGUAGGUCGUAUACGCAAGCCUCAACCGGGUGUGACAACUCCUGUCAUUGUGCCGCUCGCGAAAUCAUAGAAUAGACCAACAAUGGACACGCUCAUUGGGACCAAUGAGUGCGCCUGUGAACCG